Molecule: messenger RNA, 426 nt
Organism: Glarea lozoyensis ATCC 20868
Lineage: Eukaryota; Fungi; Ascomycota; Leotiomycetes; Helotiales; Helotiaceae
Exons: 1
Coding region: 1-426 (141 amino acids)
Source: RefSeq, a predicted model, not a curated record
AUGUCUAACUCAGGACCCACAGCCAUGCCCAAGGUGUAUAUCGAUCAGUUGGAACCAGUAAUAAUUUUGGCCUCUCAAAGCAUCAUUGAGGAAGUAGUCACUGAAGUACUGGCGAUGAUCAAUAGUGAAUGUAGAAAUGGCACUGAAGCCUUUCAGGUGGCAAAGAAUGAUGACACGGCCGGUUUAUGUCCUAGACUUGCCGGUCUCGAAAUUACUUCCUCUUCCAAUAGUGAUACUUCGCCAUCCUCUGAAGUAUUACGGCAGCCAUAUCCAGGAAGACCAGACCCGUAUCUCCUAGACACGGACGGUCUUGCAUCGAGAAUGAGCGACAAGAAAAUUGAGUGGGCGAACGAGAUGACUUGUACGAUCGUGGAAAUAGUUGAGCGCUGGGCCGCUGUCUUGACAAGGGCAGGGAUAUGUAUUUAG